AAGCCGGACUGUCAGUGCCGCACGUGAAGCAUGCUGGGACUAGCUUUCUGGACUCCCGGCAGCCCCUGCGACGGGCGUACGUAAGGAACUGGCUGGCCGCGGCCGUUCUCCGUAAGAUGGCGGACCGGCGGCGGCAGCGCGCUUCGCAGGACACGGAGGACGAAGAGUCUGGUGCUUCUGGCUCAGACAGCGGCGGUUCCCCGGCGCGGGGCGGCGGGGGCUGCAGCGGUAGCACGGGAGGCGGCGGUAGCGGUUCUCUGCCUUCCCAGCGCGGAGGCCGAGCCGGGGCCCUUCAUCUGCGGCGGGUGGAGAGCGGGGGGGCCAAGAGCGCUGAAGAGUCUGAAUGUGAGAGUGAAGAUGGCAUCGAGGGCGAUGCUGUUCUCUCGGAUUAUGAAAGUGCAGAAGACUCAGAAGGUGAAGAAGGAGAGUACAGUGAAGAGGAAAAUUCCAAAGUGGAGUUGAAAUCUGAAGCUAAUGAUGCUGCUAAUUCAGCAAAAGAAGAGAAGGGAGAAGAAAAGCCUGACUCCAAAGGCACUGUGACAGGAGAGAGGCAAAGUGGGGAUGGACAGGAGAGCACAGAGCCUGUGGAGAACAAACUACCCAAGCAUUUGGAUGAUGAUGAAGAUCGGAAGAACCCAGCAUACAUACCCCGGAAAGGGCUCUUCUUUGAGCAUGAUCUUCGAGGACAAACUCAGGAGGAGGAAGUCAGACCCAAGGGGCGUCAGCGAAAGCUGUGGAAGGAUGAGGGUCGUUGGGAGCAUGACAAGUUCCGGGAAGAUGAACAGGCUCCAAAGUCCCGACAGGAGCUUAUUGCUCUUUAUGGAUAUGACAUCCGUUCAGCUCACAAUCCUGAUGACAUCAAACCCCGAAGAAUGAGGAAACCUAGGUUUGGGAGUCCUCCACAAAGAGAUCCAAGCUGGAUUGGUGAGCGGCCAAACAAGCCCCAUCGCCACCAGGGUCCUGGGGGUACCCUACCACCAAGGACAUUUAUCAACAGGAAAGCUGCAGGUACUGGCCGCAUGUCUGCUCCCAGGAACUACUCUCGAUCUGGGAGCUUCAAGGAAGGUCGUGCUGGAUUUAGGCCUAUGGAGGCUGGUGGACAGCAUGGUGGCCGGUCUGGUGAGACUGUUAAACAUGAGAGUAGUUACCGGUCACGGCGCCUGGAGCAGACUCCUGUUCGGGAUCCGUCUCCAGAAGCAGAUGCUCAAGUGCUUGGCAGUCCUGAGAAGGAAGAGGCACCCUCAGAGAUACCAGCUCCUGCUCCUGACACUGCACCACCGCCCCCUGACAGGCCUAUUGAAAAGAAAUCCUAUUCCCGUGCAAGAAGAACCAGAAUCAAAGCUGGAGAUGCAGUCAAGGUUGCAGAGGAGAUGCCCCCUCCACCUGAAGGGCUGACCCCUGCACCUCAAGUUCCAGAAACUACUCCUCCUCCACCUCCUAAGACUGGGAACUGGGAGGCUCCAGUGGAUUCUACUACAGGUGGACUUGAGCAAGACGUGGCACAACUAAAUAUAACAGAACAGAAUUGGAAUCCAGGACAACCUUCAUUCCUGCAACCACGUGAACUUCGGGGUAUGCACAACCACAUACACAUGGGAGCAGGACCUCCACCUCAGUUUAACCGGAUGGAAGAAAUGGGUGUCCAGGGUGGGCGAGCCAAACGCUAUUCAUCUCAGCGGCAGAGACCUGUUCCAGAGCCCCCUGCCCCUCCUGUGCAUAUCAGUAUCAUGGAGGGACAUUACUAUGAUCCACUGCAGUUCCAGGGACCAAUCUAUACCCAUGGUGACAGCCCUGCCCCACUGCCUCCUCAGGGCAUGAUUGUGCAGCCAGAAAUGCACCUUCCCCACCCAGGUUUACAUCCCCAUCAGACACCAGCGCCUCUGCCCAAUCCGGGCCUCUAUCCCCCACCAGUGUCCAUGUCUCCAGGACAGCCACCACCUCAGCAGUUGCUUGCUCCUACUUACUUUUCUGCUCCAGGCGUCAUGAACUUUGGUAAUCCCAGUUACCCUUAUGCUCCAGGGGCACUGCCUCCCCCACCACCUCCUCAUCUAUAUCCUAAUACACAGGCCCCAUCACAGGUAUAUGGAGGAGUGACUUACUAUAACCCCGCCCAGCAGCAGGUACAGCCAAAGCCCUCCCCACCCCGGAGGACUCCUCAGCCAGUCACCAUCAAGCCCCCACCACCUGAGGUUGUAAGCAGGGGUUCCAGUUAAUGUGAAUUUCUGAAUAUUUUAAAUCUAACAUGAUAUAAAAAACAACAGAGAUGGGAACCCAGGAAAGAAGAGAAAUACAACUGGCUGUCUGCUACCAGCAAGGCUUGAAAGAGAAAGGGUGGCUCCUACCAGCAAGCAGCUGAAUGAGGAGGACCCCUGCCUUCCUCUGAGGAUGGGCUCUGUUAGAGAAAGGGAGAAGCAAGUGGACUUACUCCUGUUUCUACACACUGCUUGAGUUAGCUGUGCUCAGAGGAGCAGAGAUCUAGACAGCCCAGACUUCUGAGUCUACAUCUAGAAACCCAGGUUUUUGGCUCUUCUUCACUUUGUCCUGAGAAAUUCAAGUGUCUUCUGCUCCCAGGGAAGCUCCUUCCUGUUUGUUUUGUUUUCUAAGAUGUUUGUUUUUAAAGCCUGGCUUGCUGUUCUUAAAUUAAUAUUUUAUUUUUCUCUCUGUCUCUCUUAUUCUCUGCGUUUAAAUGAGACAAGUUCAUUUUUCUGGUUUGCUAGCUGCUCUGGUUUCCUUUGGUUCUUCCCUACAACCCAGAUAAUUGAGAAUUUACCAGCUGGUCUUUUCCCACCAAAUCUCAAAGAGCUGGCCUUUCACUUUUGGGUGGCCUUUCUUAUUAUAUACUUGGAUUUUCUUAACUCCUCUAAGCUCGAAGUUUGUGGUAGGAGCCCUUCUUCUUGACUUCAGUUUUUAGGCGUCUGAGUCUCCAUCAGUCCCUCUACCCUGGUAGACUUCAUGCCUCUACUGAGGGCAGAGUCUCUACAGUGAGGAGAGAAAGUGUUUUUUGUUUUUUUGAGAAAGGGAGGGUGGAGUGAGAGCCUUUUGCACCUUAGGGAUAUGUAUUCACACAGUCCUCAGUGCUCAGUCUUUGAGGUAAGUGGAAUUAGAGGACCUGCUUUUCUUAUUUCUAUCCCUCCUAUCACACCCCUUUUCCAGUUGCUGUGGACCAAUGCAUCUCUAGAGACAAAUAUUAUCCAGCUAGCAGUCUACCCUGUCCUUUAUAAUGGCUCUUCAUGUAUUUUCUGCUACAAGUGUUUUAGAUGUUACUACCUUAUUUUCCUCAAGUUCUCCUAUCCUUGCAAGCAGAAGAAGAUACUGCACCUGGGCUUAAGGCCUUAGGAAGCCAGUGACUUUUGCGGCAAGGGCUUCUUUCCUCCCUGUCCAUGGCGCUAAACCACUCUCCUGCUGCCUCUGCGGAAGAGAUUCCCAUUAUUGCAGCACUUGUGUCUGCCAGGGGUAACUUGGCCACUGUCUCUGUCCUUCUACAGAACCUGAGGGAGAAGGUGGCAGCUGUGUCUCUCCCCAGGUAAUGUCACUAUUUCUCUUCCUCCUCUUAAGCAGCUGGCCUGACCACUCUUGAGUCACAGGUGUGUGGGGAGGGAGGAGAGGCACUCAAGAUGUAACCCUAAAGGAGGAAAUAACUAAGAGACUCUUCCAGGGGUAGUUGGUGGUUGUGCCUUUGGUAGGCUAUUCCCUUUGCCUUAAACCUAACGAUGUCUUCUCAAGCCUGUGGGCAGCAUGCCCAGAUUCCCAGACCUUAAGACACUGUGACAGUUGUUUCCGUUGGUCCGCUGUGUUUCAUUGCAAGAAUUUCUCCAUGUGUGUUGUUGUUACUGUUUUAAAGCGUACACAUUUGUGAUUGGUGUUGUGACUUGAAGAUAAUAAAAUUUAGACUGUAAACUUG
Molecule: messenger RNA, 3901 nt
Organism: Miniopterus natalensis
Lineage: Eukaryota; Metazoa; Chordata; Mammalia; Chiroptera; Miniopteridae
Gene: CASC3
Product: CASC3 exon junction complex subunit
Biological process (GO): mRNA processing
Cellular component (GO): exon-exon junction complex
Molecular function (GO): mRNA binding
Source: RefSeq, a predicted model, not a curated record